Naegleria fowleri is the source of this 1131-nucleotide messenger RNA. RefSeq lists its product as uncharacterized. Bases 1 to 1131 code for a protein of 376 amino acids. The record is from RefSeq and is a predicted model, not a curated record. NCBI's taxonomy places the organism in Eukaryota, Heterolobosea, Eutetramitea, Acrasida, Naegleriidae. The transcript has a single exon.
AUGUUGCAAACUCCCAAGCGUGUUGCUUUCAAAGAGACUCGUCAUGAGGAAGAGGCUCCAUCAUUACUUUUCCGAACUCCAAAGGGCCAAACAUCAUGUAAGCUCAUUCUGAAGAAGAAAGUUUCCACUCCGUUUAGAUCAACCACAUCGGACGACAAAGAAAACACACACCCUAUUUCCGAGAUAUUCGCCUCUCCUGUCCAAGUCAAAAAGAGGGCAAGUAGAAGAAGGAUCAAGAAAUCAAAUGACAGUAACCCUACUUGUGCCCAAUCCGUCUCUUUGGAUUCUUCAUCAUCUCAGUCAUCGUCUGGGCAUCAUGAAAUUAUUACGAUCGUCAGUGAGGAAGAGAAAGACCCAUCUCCUCUGACACCAACACAACAAAAACAAACAUUUCAAUCUCCAAAACCACCAACUCGUUUGAAUGACUCCAUUUUUGAUACAAAACCACCAACUAGCCAUAGAUAUUCUCACAUGAAAACACCUGUCACGAGUCGAAAGCAAACAAUUUUUUCUCCUGCUCUCUUCUCCCCUUUCAAUAGUGUAGCACCUUUGCUUAACUCUGUGUACAGUAAGAAAAUUUCAAAAUCAAAUGUUAAGAAGUUGAAACCAAAAAUUAGAUACGGAAUUACCGAAGAGGAACUUAUUAAGCAUUACACCGUUUCAGAAUUAAGAGAUUACUGUUUAACACAUUCAGAAAAGAAGCAUGUAGGCCUCUCAAAAAAAGAACUUGUGGAAAAGGUGAUGAAAAUUUUAGAACCAACCUCUCAAAUGUUUAUUUUAACAAGUCCACGUAUUGCCGAUAUCAAACGAAAGCAGAGAGAUUCUGAGCUAUUGACAGAGAAUGAACAAGUGAUGGCGGAUGCUAUUGAACGGCUCGAAGAUGAUUCUUCUUCUGAGGAUCAUGAGAUUGGAGAUGACAUGACUUGUAGAACGCUUGUCACUCCUUCAUCAAGAGGAUCCACUGUUAAAAUGGAAAGUAAUUUGUAUUCUCAAUUCUAUAAUCUUGGUCUGAGAAGUAUCUCAAGUAUGAGAUCGUAUUGUUUAGAAAACAAUAUUAAUGCCACUGGAAACAGAGACACUUUGAAAAGAAGAAUUAUUUUACAUCUAUCCAAAACACAAGCUAAAGAUUAG